AUGAGCGAAAAUAACCAAGAGCAAUCACAAGAUUAUCAACCAGAAAAACCAGAUAUGUAUACUCCAGAGAUCAUCAAAAACAGACUUACAAAUCUCUUGACGCCUUAUAAAGAGUAUAUCGAUCAAUUUCAAUUAGCUUUAUACUUAAAAAAUAUCAAACUUUAUCUUAUCAUUAUGGGAUCUAUAUUAUCUGUAUUCUUGCUUUAUGUAAUAUUGUAUUUUCUUUACAUUCCGCCAACAAUUUUAGCAAUAAUUUCAAUUCCAUUGUUUCAAUUAAUCUUUGUUUUUGAUUUAAACAAUAAAAUCAAAGAUUAUUUUCUUACAGAAAUACCAGAAACUGCUGAAGAUGCUCCAGAUCGAAUUAGACCAAUUGCAGAAAUUGUUCAUUACGCAUGGAUACCUGCUCGCUAUGUAUAUAUGUUUUUCGAUAUCUCUUAUCGCGCAAUAUUCACUCCUAACAAAAUUGACACCCUUGAAUUUAUUGUUUCAAUUUUAUUGCUUGGAUUUAUUAAUAGAAUAUUGAAUAUUUUUGUUCUCAUUACAGUAACAUUAGUAGUGUGUCUUGUAAUCCCACCAGUUCUUAUUCAUACUCCAGCCGGAAAGAAAAUUAAAAAGUUUGUAUCAGAAAAGAAGAAACCAAAGACUGUUAUUCCAACCUAUUAA
Trichomonas vaginalis G3 is the source of this 663-nucleotide messenger RNA. RefSeq lists its product as uncharacterized. The transcript has a single exon. The record is from RefSeq and is a predicted model, not a curated record. The coding region runs from base 1 to 663 and encodes 220 amino acids. NCBI's taxonomy places the organism in Eukaryota, Parabasalia, Trichomonadida, Trichomonadidae.